Messenger RNA from Besnoitia besnoiti, 2232 nucleotides. Its product is annotated as endonuclease/exonuclease/phosphatase family protein. Gene Ontology annotation, molecular function: 3'-5'-RNA exonuclease activity. NCBI's taxonomy places the organism in Eukaryota, Apicomplexa, Conoidasida, Eucoccidiorida, Sarcocystidae. The record is from RefSeq and is a predicted model, not a curated record. Gene Ontology annotation, biological process: nuclear-transcribed mRNA catabolic process, deadenylation-dependent decay. Bases 1 to 2232 code for a protein of 743 amino acids. Gene Ontology annotation, cellular component: mitochondrion. The transcript has 13 exons.
AUGGAGAGUGGCCGCCGCGUUUUGAGCGAUCUCCUCGUGACUCAGAAUUCCGCGGACAGAAAGCUUCUCUUGACCUUCGUGUGGCAGGGGUCUAGAAUCAACCUCGACCGCUCAUGCGACGAGCCCCUGGAGCGCCUUCUGCAGCGGCUGAGGAUCUCGUGCAAGAAGGCGACACAGAAAAAGGAAAAGGAGGGAGGCAAAACUGCCAAGACAAAGGCGUCCAGGAAGGAAAGGAAGCGAGAUGAAACUUCAUCACCAAGUGGAAGCACCGCAGCCUUCGGCGAGGGCCUCUCGCCCGAGGCGAACACAGCCACAAAGCAGGCUGAAGAUCUCCCCCAACUCUACCUCAGACGCAAGGAUGGGACUGUCGCCUCGGGCGACGACGCCUGCGGCGCCGCCUUCGAGCGGGGGGCCUUUGUUUGCUUUUCAUCUUCCGCUCCUCGGCCUGUUUCGUCUGAUGGAGCGGAAGAGCGAGGCGAGCAGAACACCCUCGCAGAAAAGAAAUCCAGGACAGGCGAACCGUCGCGCCUUGAAGACGGCGUGGAGUACGCGCUGCGCGUUGUCUGGGAUCCGCCGGUCGUGCGCAGCAUCUACGUGCCGCAGGCUGUCUAUACAGGGUGCCCCGUCCUCGUGUGUCUCGCCACCGAGCACGCGAGCGAAGACGACAUGGUUAUCGAAUGGCGCUACGCCGACAGCGGACCAGAUGGGGCAGUGAUUCAUCGAGGAUGGCACUACACACCCACUGCGUCGGACGAAGGAAAGAUAUUUGCCGUGACAGCCUACCAUCCGCAGUAUCGCGCGUUUGCCGUGACGCUCGUUCUGCCGCCGGUCCUGGUCUGCCCAGCCCUAGCGUGGCACGUGGAGCGCGUUCGGGCGCUUCGCCCUCCCACGCGCGAGGCUGCGUCUGCGCCUACCGUCCAUUCGCCGGCGUGGCCGUCCUCCACGAGCGGCGGCCUUCGCGUGUGCAGCUUCAACAUCCUCGCAGGCGCCUACGCGCGGACGCCGCACGCUGUGCAAGCCAUGUAUCCCUACUGCAGCGGUCACCACUUGGAUCUGCACCAUCGCCGCGCGCUCCUGGGGAAGGAGCUGCGACUGCUCGACGCAGACAUUGUGGCGCUUCAGGAGUGCUCGUCGUCGCUCUACUCGUCGUUCUUCGCCCCGUUGUUCAAAGAGGACUACGAGACUUUUCUGCACUGCAAAUUCAACGCGCGAGUCAAGGAGGGCUGUGCGCUGCUCGUGCGGAGGAACAUGUUCUCUGUGCUCAAGGAAGGCCACAUCGUCUUUCAGAAGGAAUUUCUGGAGAACCCGCGGUUCGAUGACCUGCGCGCUCAGCUGCGCCACAAGUGGCCUCGUUUCGAGAGCGAGGUGCUUCCGAACCUGACGACUGUCAUGCAGUACGCCGUUUUGAAGCGCCGCGAGGCGGCGCAAGGAGAGAACCCAGAGUUGCCGCGGACGCUGAUCGUCGCGAAUACCCAUCUGUUCUUCCAUCCGUAUGCUCGCCACGUCCGCCUUCUCCAGCUCUACGUGAUGUCGCAUGUGAUCAAAGACCUCCGAGAAGCGUUUGCUGCGGAGCAGCUCCCGUCGGUCGUCCUCUGCGGAGACUUCAAUUGCCAGCCGGGCACGGGCGGCAUCAAACUCUUGAAGGACGGAGGCGUGCCUGCGCACCUUGACGACUGGCUCGACGGGCUGUCGUUCCGCUGGGAAGCAGACGAAGACGCAGGCGCCGAGGAAGAAGAGGAGCAAGGCGAUAAAAAGGCGAACGGUGGCGCACCCGAGGCAGGUGCCAAGGGCACAGCGAAGAAUGUCUCCGACGACCACAUUUCGCCUCGCGCCGCUCCUGCUGCCUUUUCGGAUGCGGCGUCCGCGGCUACCUCGCCUGCGCAAGCCCCAGAGCAAGAGGAGACAACAGCAGGCCGGAAAGAAGAGACAAGUGCAGCAGAAAACGUCGCGAAUCCGGGAGUGGCUCUACAGCUUCCGGGAGGGCUCGACCUUCAGGACUGCUACGCGGCCGCGCCGCUCGCCUUCUCGAAUUUCGUCUGCGGCUUCCGCGCGACCCUCGACUAUAUCUACGCGUCUGGGGAUUUCGAGGUGGCGGCGCGCCUGCCUGGAGUCAGCGAAGAGGCUGUGAGCGCGCACGGCGGGCUGCCUUGCCACGCGUAUCCGUCAGACCAUUUAGCGAUUGCUGUCGAUCUUAAGUUGCGCGCGCCGCCCAGCGAAAAUGACAAGCUCUAA